Molecule: messenger RNA, 1218 nt
Organism: Babesia microti strain RI
Lineage: Eukaryota; Apicomplexa; Aconoidasida; Piroplasmida; Babesiidae
Exons: 7
Coding region: 1-1218 (405 amino acids)
Source: RefSeq, a predicted model, not a curated record
AUGGAUGCGCGAGUUUCAAAAUUAAUAUGUGCUAAAUAUAGUGUUUGUGUAUAUAUAGGUUCUGGAUAUGCCACACAACACAUGGGUAUGGGUUAUGAAAUGGUUAAUGAUGUUGACAAUUCCACUGUAAAAUCAUUCGAUCAUUGCAAAUGUAGCGCCACUAUUUCUAAAUUAGUUAAAAAUGAUAAGCGGAUAUCCAGAAAAGGCAAAUAUAAGGCCAGGAUGUCUGAUAAAACUUUAUCGCAUGAAACAGAUCAUUCUGACCAUAAUUUAAGUGAUAUAUUCAGAAGGAUUAAAAUAGGAAAUUACGUUAAAUGCAAUUCAAGGAUUUUAAUGUUAGAUUCCGAUGUAUCUUUUUUUGCUUUCAUCCGUUCUAUCAACAUUUACGACGUUGAAUCAGUUCUACUAUUUGAUAACAAAUCGAAUGAUAUUCUAGGACAAAUAAAUAAUUUUGAUAUUCUUUUAUUUCUCAUAUUUUUGCAUCGGAACAGCGUUGAAUCAAAUAGUGGGAUUCCUCCUCCUUGGAAUAUUACGUUAUCUAACUGGAUAGACAUUAAACCUCCGAAUAAAAUCCACAAAAUAGAUUCUAAUACUUCAUUCCUUGAUAUAUCUCAAUUGAUGAUUAACGAAUCACUUGAAUCUAUUUAUAUUUGGUCUUCCACAAGAAAUUAUUACGUUUCUAACAUAUCUCACCUUUACAUUCUAGAUUUUUUAAUUCAAAAUAUGAAAGGGACUAUUUUCAAUCACAACAAACCAAUAAAGGAUUUACAUAUCGGCUCGUUUGAUGACAUUAUAACAUUAUGCCCCAACACUUCUUAUAUACAAGCAAUCGAAACGCUAAUUAAUUUUAACAUUUAUUUGGCUCCAAUAAUGGACUAUGGCAAAUUCUAUGGCUUAUUUUCCAGAAAAACGGCUGUAAAAUACUUGAUUAAAUCACUAGAUGAUAGGACACCAUUGGACUUUGAUAUUGGAUUAAAGCAUUUAAUUGACAGGCAUAAAUUUGUAGAUAGUAAAAACAUGUUGCCAGGAGUAUCAAAAAGUAUAAAUGAUACAUCGGUAUUCGUGGUUGAUGAUGUUAAUAUAUCACUACUACGAGCAAUAUCACUUUUAGCUAAAAAUUACGCGAAUAAAUUGGUGCUUGUAGAUCCUAUCACAUUUAAACUUGGUGGGAUCGUAACACUAACCGAUAUCAUCACUAUCCUAACAACAACAUAUUAA